This is a messenger RNA of Aspergillus japonicus CBS 114.51, 4021 nucleotides long. RefSeq lists its product as uncharacterized. NCBI's taxonomy places the organism in Eukaryota, Fungi, Ascomycota, Eurotiomycetes, Eurotiales, Aspergillaceae. Gene Ontology annotation, molecular function: protein serine/threonine phosphatase activity. Gene Ontology annotation, cellular component: cytoplasm; nucleus. The transcript is spliced from 4 exons. The record is from RefSeq and is a predicted model, not a curated record. Bases 46 to 3618 code for a protein of 1190 amino acids.
CUGAAUUCUCGGGUUUGCUUCCUUUGGGAAAAAGAAGUUGUCGGCAUGUCACCAGAGCCAGAACAGUUCCACACAAUCGCGGCAAGGGCCGAUCGAUGCUUGAAUCUUUUCCAGCAAUGCUUGAAGCAGUCUGCAUCAAUCUCGUCUCUCGAAAUGACCUUGGUGGAAGACCAGCUCGCGCGUUUCUCUCUCUGGGCGGCCAAUAUCGGUGUUUUUGCCGGAGGGCGCGCCUCAUUGGACCACCGCCUAAGAGAAGCACAGGAGGUACAUGAAGUGAUUAUCGGGCUUCUAGAAACGCUAGAAGACCUAGUCGAAGCCUGGUCGCACAUGCUUUGUGAGUCGGACCCCAGAUCUCAGAUGUCGGAGAUUGCUUUCGCAUCUGCAAGCGAAACGAUCACUCGUUCAAGGCGCGCCGUUGCCGGUCAGAUAGCACUUCUUCAUCGACUGUCCAACACGAUCCGAAGAGCAAGCAGCGAGGCCCACAAUGCAAAGGUGUCCAUGUCCUUCAAGAUCCAGGAUGAAGAGGGGAACGAUGUGGAGCCGUGCCUGGAGGUCGUGUUUGCAAAUUACAUUCGCGAUCGGUUCCGCGAUGUAGACGAGAAAAUCUUGCGACGACUGGUUUCCGCGAUGAUUCUCCGCCGAAGGCGAGUUCUUUACAAGAGAUCUCGCUUCGGCCAUCGGGCGCUGAAGGUACCACCAACAACUGCUCGGCCGAAGAUAAUACUGCCGCCGACAGAUGCGCCUCAGCAGACCGCUGGCGGUAUCCCCGCGGUCCCGUCGGCAUCGACUCCAAUUGCCGUCGAAGUGCCAGCGAACUCUCAGGCUGGAGUCAGUGCAACCACGCUAGCCGUCGAAAGGUUCAGAAAAGCUUCUACCCCCUCCACAGUUUCCGGUGCGAGAACGGUAGCGCUGGACAGCCACGAAGCGCUGUCAUUUCCGGCGCCACCUCUUGGCCGCGUGAGACAGAGAUACAGAAGAAUAAAACGAACCCUGGAGGAGAAACAUAGACGGUACCUGCAGUCAUUAUUUGACAAGUGCGAUACUGAAUCACUGUCCACUAUCGAGACCUUCAAAAGGACAGCGGAAGCAGAUCUCAAGCAAGACUUGGAUAAGAAUUGGGAUUUGUGUGUCGAAGCCAUCGGAGAAAUAACAUGCCCUUUUUGCUUCUACGCUAUUCCAGCACGGGAGAUGCAGAACGACGCUAAAUGGAAGGCUCACGUCAAGAAUGAUCUGGAUUCAUACGUCUGUCUCUUCGACGAAUGCGAGAUUCCGAAUCAACUAUACAGUCACAACGAACAAUGGCUGAAACAUAUGCAAGACCAUGCCUUGCGCUGGCGCUGCAACUCGAAAUCGCACGGACUGCUGAUUUUCCACACGCGAGAUCGCUACAUAGACCACAUGCGACAGGCUCACCAGGGGGCCUUCAGUGAUGUCCAGCUUCGCGUGCUGGCUGACAGGAACGCGCGAGCGGUUGAACCACUGUUUGGAUCAUGUCCACUCUGUGGCUCCAGCGAUACUGCGCAGGGAGACACGAUCAUAGAACAUAUCGUGGGGCAUUUGAGGUUUCUUGCUCUGAAGUCUCUACCACCGUAUGAGGAUGAAGGGUCGGAAAGCUCGGCUGCUGAAAAUGCUAGUUCUCGAGCAUCCAAGCCUCAUAAGCGGAGCACCAUAGACAACGACCCGGAUAGAUUCAUCACCCUGACCUUCGAAGAUAUCGGUAGCGGCACAGCCGACGAGAUCUCCUACUUGGAGCAGAGCAGUCUAGAGAAUUCUUUUGGCAAGUUUGGUUCAGAUGGCGAUGGUGGCCUCACUAAGGCGUAUUCCACGGAAUCGUUACCCAGCCUCGAGAGCUCCAGCCCGAUAGAGGAAUGGGGUAGUUUCAUCCAUGUUCCCCCCUCAAGUAAUAAUAUGUCCCUGGGAAGGCUUAGGCUACUUGAAUGGGGCUUUGCGACCGUGGAUAUGGAAUCCUUUAGGAAUGUUGAUGACCCCGUGCUUCAAGAUCUGGCUCGCAAGCAGCGUCUGCCAUUCCCGGUUAUGAGUCAACCUGAGCAAGAUACUGACACCGACGAUCUGGCAGAUGGCUAUGUGUACAGUACUGAUGACAUCCAAGGCGACAAACCUGCCGGUGCUCUGGGUGGAAAUUCUCAACAGCCCUCGGGACAAGCUGAAACUGAAGAUCCCCUGGGCGUCCUCCGGACUGACCAUGAGGCAAGAAUAGCGCGUCGGGAGAGCAACCACAGUCUGCAGCAUACCGCGUCACACAAAGAUUCAAAGUUACGGCAGAUGCUAGAGAAAAAGAUGAGUAAGCGCUCGAAGCCCGAAAUAUCAAAUUCUGUCCCAGCGAAGGAUGAGCCCUUCUCGGUCAUUUCACAGCGGCUUGCGACGGAAGCUGAGGAAAGAGACGGGACGAGUCCGCCCCCAUCACCAGUACAUGGUGAUCUUUCUGAACGGGGCCAUAAGGAUGUCACUCUCAUGCAACAGUCCGGGGAGGUCGAUGGUGUCUCCGAUGUUCCCGCUAUGCACCCGCUGCCCGGAUCUAUGCUUGGAUCGCCCACCCAGCCUCGUGCGUCUAUCCUUGUUGAAAACACGCCGAUAGGACCAAUCCUCCAGUUCGGCACGAACACCCCAAUGGAACAUAAUACUCAGUCUCUGCCGGGGCAUCCGAAAAAGGGAGUUGUUGACAACGCUCUUCUGGACGCCAUGAUCGCACGCCUACUUGCUCGUGUUGGCCCCUCGAAGAAGAGCCUAUGCCUCGACGAGGCCGAAAUCCGGCAGGUCUGUCAGGCAUCGCGCGAGCUAUUCCUCUCGCAGCCCAUACUGCUCGAGCUCAAUGCCCCCGUCAAGGUGGUCGGGGACAUUCACGGCCAGUACAGCGACUUGCUCCGCCUCUUCCAGCUCUGCGGCUUCCCGCCCGCGGCCAACUAUCUUUUCCUGGGCGACUACGUGGACCGCGGCAAGCAGAGUCUGGAGAGCAUCCUCCUCCUCCUGUGCUACAAGCUACGCUACCCCGCGAACUUCUUCCUCCUGCGGGGCAACCACGAAUGCGCCAACGUGACCCGGGUGUACGGGUUCUACGACGAGUGCAAGCGCCGGUCGACCAUCAAAACCUGGAAGACCUUCAUCGAUGUGUUCAACUGCAUGCCCGUCGCCGCGAUCGUCGCCGGAAAGGUCUUUUGCGUGCACGGCGGCCUCUCGCCGUCCCUGUCGGACAUGGAGGAUAUCCGCCGCAUCGCCCGCCCGACGGACGUGCCGGACUACGGCCUCCUGAAUGACAUCCUGUGGAGCGACCCCGCAGACCAGGAGGAGGACUGGGAGCCCAACGAACGGGGUGUCAGUUAUUGUUUCGGCCGACGGGUCAUUGUGGAUUUCUUGCAGCGCCAUGACUUUGACCUGAUUUGCCGGGCCCAUAUGGUUGUGGAAGAUGGGUACGAGUUCUACCAGGAUCGGCUCCUGGUGACCGUUUUCUCUGCCCCGAACUACUGUGGAGAGUUCGACAACUGGGGCGGGGUCAUGAGCAUAUCGGAUGAAUUACUUUGCAGCUUCGAGGUGCUGAAGCCUUUAGCUCAAAAAAGCUCGCCUCGGGACAUAAGCGUCUCCGAUCCCUCGGUGAUUAGAUGACGGAUUCUGGAAGUAACGAUGGAUAUACAAAAUCGGUGACUAUUCUCAUCGGACUUGAGACCACGACCCUCAUCCUGCUGUCAUAGUGCGAUGUUAGAUGGUUAUUGAUUAAUAUAUGUACGGCGAGGUAGGUGCAAUAAGACGCCAUGCUAGCCUUUCAUAUACCACCAGCUUAUAGCCUGCACAUACCUAGUCGCAACUCAUAUCUAAGGAUGGACCGUCUUUGAUUUAGGGGCUGUCCGGGCUAUUUGCUAAAGACCGUAUCUCUAGAUCGAACGUCGGAUAAUCUCUCGGUUGACAAGGGCCCUCGAUGAAGAACCGAUUACACUAGCAUCAAUUUCGUACCACUGUCGCGGGUCUUACUCUAAAUUGGUAAACUACAUCUAUAUGACUGGAUUACAGG